Fulvia fulva is the source of this 219-nucleotide messenger RNA. RefSeq names its product DASH complex subunit dad4. Gene Ontology annotation, cellular component: DASH complex; mitotic spindle. Bases 1 to 219 code for a protein of 72 amino acids. Gene Ontology annotation, biological process: attachment of spindle microtubules to kinetochore. Lineage: Eukaryota; Fungi; Ascomycota; Dothideomycetes; Mycosphaerellales; Mycosphaerellaceae. The record is from RefSeq and is a predicted model, not a curated record. The transcript is spliced from 5 exons.
AUGGAGAGCCCGCACGAGCAUCAACAGAGUCUCCUGCUCUCCCGUAUCAUCACCAACGUGGAGAAACUGAACGACGCUAUCAUGGUCCUGAACAAGAGCCUCCAGGAGAUCAACGUCCAGAACAUGAAUGUGGAGCUCGUGGCUCAGAUGUUGAAGAACUACCAGUCGAAUGUGCUUUUUCAUCUUGAAGCCACCGAUAGUCUGAAGGAGCCAUCAUGA